AUGAACUCCGCCUCCACCUCGCCCCCCUCCGUAUCCGCCUCUGCCCCGCAGCCGUCCCUCCUCGGCUCCGCGAGCCAGCGCAGCCCCCAGCAGCAGCAGCAGCACCUGCUCCCCCCGCCCCACACCUACCCGCACCCGUCCAUCGUCCCGCUCCUGCGCCCCGCCCCGGGCUCCCCCUCCAACGGCACCAGCAGCAAUAACGGCGGCGUCAACGGCAACGGCCGCCUCCCGCAGAUCCACUCGUGGCUCGACGCGCCGGAGGGCAGCGGCGGCGGCGGCGGCGGCGGCGGUGGUGGUGCGAACGGGAGCGCCUCACGGACACCGCCCGAGACACACGCGCACCACCCGUACGCUCACGCGCAUGCCGCGCGGAGACACACCCUCUCCUCGGGCACGCGCGAGCGCAGCCCGCCGUGA
Messenger RNA from Heterobasidion irregulare TC 32-1, 417 nucleotides. RefSeq lists its product as uncharacterized. The transcript has a single exon. Bases 1 to 417 code for a protein of 138 amino acids. The record is from RefSeq and is a predicted model, not a curated record. NCBI's taxonomy places the organism in Eukaryota, Fungi, Basidiomycota, Agaricomycetes, Russulales, Bondarzewiaceae.